Aedes aegypti (yellow fever mosquito) is the source of this 1082-nucleotide messenger RNA. Its product is annotated as JNK1/MAPK8-associated membrane protein. Lineage: Eukaryota; Metazoa; Arthropoda; Insecta; Diptera; Culicidae. Gene Ontology annotation, biological process: response to unfolded protein. Gene Ontology annotation, molecular function: ubiquitin protein ligase binding. Gene Ontology annotation, cellular component: membrane. The record is from RefSeq and is a predicted model, not a curated record. The transcript has 3 exons. The coding region runs from base 93 to 989 and encodes 298 amino acids.
AUCAAAACAAAACAAAGUUCGCGAAGUGGUGAUAAAAAUGGAUAUUUUUAGGAUUUAUUUGUAAUUAUUCGUGAGUUUUCAUUAGUGAAGCCAUGCUAAAAGUGGUGGAAAAAUGUCCAGGCCUGUACUGUGGCCGGACACUGCUGGAGAAUGCAUCGUACAGCGACUGCGGCGCUUGCAUGCGAGGAUAUCGCGUCGACAAGCAGUUCGUUUGUUCCCCGUGCCAAAACGACCUCAGUGAGUACGACUGGCUGUAUCUGGGCUUCAUGGCCAUACUCCCGUUAAUCAUCCACUGGUUCUGUAUCGAUCUGAACCGGCAAAAUCAGAGGAAGUUUACGAAAGGUGAAAUGAUUCUGCACGCGAGUGCUUGUAUCGAGGUGCUGCUUUCGGCGUUCCUUACCAUCCUCUUCACGGAUCCAAUCUGGGAACUGCGAAUCAAUUCCUGUGGGGUGCGUCUGCUGUCCGAUUGGUACACGCUGUUCCACAAUCCGACACCGAACUACGAGACGACGCUGUACUGCACCCAGGAAGCGGUUUACCCGCGGCAAACGAUGAUCUUCGUGUUUUAUCUGUUUUGCGUUACGUUUAUGAUGAUUAUCAGACCGAUACUGAACGCAAGAGCUCUCCCUGUUUGCGGGAAGAUGGCCGUGUAUUAUGCGUUGUACAUCUUUCCAAUACUGUCCCUGCUCCACGCUGUGGCCGGUGGGCUUAUUUAUUAUCUCUUCCCCUAUCUGAGCAUUGUAAUCUCGGUGGUGUCGAAUGCACUGCAUUUUUCGUUUAAACUAGACCAAUCGAUGAAAGCCCUGUUGGAAAACUCAGUUACUCAGAUGCGCAACGUAACUAUCAUACUGGGCCAUUGGUUACUGCUGGCGUACGGUAUCAUUUCGAUUCGGUAUGAUAUUUCUUACUUUUCCCUGUUGCUCGUGCCCGUUCCGGCUCUAUUUUACAUCUUUACCGCGAAGUACACCGACCCGGAUAACUUUAAGUGAAUUCCAGAUUUUAGAAGCCUAGUUUUAGGUAUGUAUUAAAAAUUGUAUAUUAAGUUAGUCGCAGUGUGAUAAUACUUCUAAUUUGUUUAAAAA